AUGAAAGCGUUGGCACGUUCAUAUGUCUACUGGCCGGGCAUCGACACAGACAUCGAACGAACAGCCAAAUCAUGCUGCGAAUGCGCACGACAAGCUACAUCACCGCCCAAGUUCAGCAACCAUCACUGGCAGUAUCCAAAUAACCCGUGGGACAGAAUACACGUCGAUUACGCUGGACCCAUAUUUGGAACGAUGUUGCUAAUCGUCGUGGACGCCUUCAGCAAGUGGGUUGAAGUCAAGCCAACCCAAUCAACAACUACUGCUGCAACCAUCCAACUGUUGGAUGACUUGUUUGCCGCGUAUGGAGCACCGGUAACAAUUGUGUCGGACAACGGGACUCAAUUUACAUCUUCUGAAUUCAAGGCGUUCCUACAACAAAGUGGUGUCAAAUUCCACAAGUUGUCUGCUCCAUACCAUCCGGCGACCAACGGACAGGCCGAACGCUACGUCCAAACAGUCAAGCGUGCUUUGCGAGCGAUGGGGACAACUAGCAGCAACCUGCAGACGAACAUCAAUCAGUUUCUGCAGCAGUAUCGCAAAGUUCCCCACAGCGAAACGGGAGAGUCGCCAGCGAAGAUGUUCCUAGGUCGCAACAUCAGGACACGACUCGAUCUAGUUCGACCCCGAGAUGCACACGCUAGACUCAUAGAGAAGCAGCAGACACGAUUCGAACCAACGUAUCGUUCAUUCCUCCCAGGACAACAAAUCUAUUGCUUGUCUGGCAACCCGAGGAUGGACAAAUGGAUUCCUGCAACGAUACUCUCCCGCCUUGGUGAUCUACACUACGACGUCCUUUACCAGGGAAGACAUCUGAAACGACACAUUGAUCAGAUAAGAUCAUUCCUGGGCAACAAUCAACCUACCGGAACUGCGGACGAAUCUGAGACCAUCAGACCAAGCGGAUUCAAUCAACGCAGACACUACUACAACAAUCAAUCGACUCUUCUACCACAGAGUGAAACAGUAUCUACCGAUGGGACUGAGUCAUCCGACUCACAGUACGCGACGCCUGUUAGCAGCCCAGAACGCACUGCAUCUCCCGAAUUACGCCGCAGUGAACGCAUUCGCCGCCCACCAAAUAGAUACUCACCUUAG
Molecule: messenger RNA, 1095 nt
Organism: Anopheles stephensi (Asian malaria mosquito)
Lineage: Eukaryota; Metazoa; Arthropoda; Insecta; Diptera; Culicidae
Exons: 1
Coding region: 1-1095 (364 amino acids)
Biological process (GO): DNA integration
Molecular function (GO): nucleic acid binding
Source: RefSeq, a predicted model, not a curated record